This is a messenger RNA of Venturia canescens, 1046 nucleotides long. RefSeq lists its product as uncharacterized. The record is from RefSeq and is marked provisional. The transcript is spliced from 2 exons. Lineage: Eukaryota; Metazoa; Arthropoda; Insecta; Hymenoptera; Ichneumonidae. The coding region runs from base 144 to 980 and encodes 278 amino acids.
CGCAUCGAAAGAGUGUUAUGCCGUUGGUAAAGAGUACGAUGUAAAUAAUUCCCCUGCAAAGCUCCCAGUUAAUGGCACACGUAAUAUAGCAGAUGACAAUUUAGCGGAUUCAUCGAGAGAACUUUAUUUGUAAAAGCACGACCAUGCUACCAGUGAAGAAGGGUCAACGGCUUUACCUUCAAUCGCCGCCCCCGUACACUCCGUACGGAGGACCUGCGAGCGAAAAUCCUGGCGCCUGGUAUGCUGCAAGUUCAGCCCCGCAGAUAACUCCGAGCGUAGUUCCGGGCCCUCAAUAUCCGGGCAACCAAUACAUCGUGUAUUGUCAGCAUCCACCGGGUACCGCGUCCCCCUCGAAUUCAUCUGCAGUUGUACAUCAUUCGCCCCAGCAAUCUGCCGAGAAGGCAACGCCGAUAACAUCAACGAAUCAGCCGGAAGUCGAGCCAAGCAAGCUUCAAAAAGCGCUCAACAACGAUACUGCGAAGAAUGGCAAGAUUAACAAAUUGCCAGCCCUCUUCAAGGAGAAGAGGGACAAGAGAUCGAUCGAGGACACUGGCUCUUCCGGUAAAACCGAAUCUACACCGAAAUCAAACACGAGCGAAACUACAGUAAUAACUGUGCCCUCCAACACCGAGGGAACUGACAUCUAUCCGAUGAUUGAUAUCAAGGAGAUAGAAAAUAUCGUCGAAAAUGAUCCUGCAAUAGGCAAAGCUGAAAAGGGAGUUGUAAAGACGUUGGAAGCGGUCGCAGAUGUGCUGACAGCCGAUAUGGCUGAGGCGCCGAACGGAAGCGCCUGCAAAUAUAAAACUUUCAAGUGCAUCAGAUUCACUUUGAUCGGGCUGAAAUAUGUGGCGAUUUUAGCCGCCGCUUCAAGUAUAAUGUACGCGGCAAUACGUCCAUUGAUCGAGCCUGCAUCUGCUGACUCUGCCAAUAACGCGGGUGCCACUGAUCUCAUUCAUCAUUCGGCGGAAUUGUUGAUUUAAACGGGUGAUUAUUGAGGCGACAAUGCCAAGGAAAUAAAAAUCCCCGCGCAGUAUGAUUUUUUUUAA